This is a messenger RNA of Acanthosepion pharaonis, 2214 nucleotides long. The record is from the annotation of a GenBank genome assembly. NCBI's taxonomy places the organism in Eukaryota, Metazoa, Mollusca, Cephalopoda, Sepiida, Sepiidae.
AUGACACCAUUCUUUUUUUUUCUUUUCUUUUCUUUUCUUUUUUCUUUUUUUCUUUUUUUCUUUUCUUUUUUCUUUUCUUUUCUUUUUCCUUUUCUUUUUCUUUUCUUUAUCUUUUUUUCUUUUCUUUUUUCUUUUCUUUUUUCUUUUUUCUUUUCUUUUCUUUUUUUCUUUUCUUUUUUCUUUUUUUCUUUUCUUUUUUCUUGUUAUAAAUAUAAACAUUUCUUUCUUUCUCCUUUCUUUCUCCUUUCUUUCUUUCUUUCUUCUUUCUUUCUUUCUUCUUUCUUUCUUUCUUUCUUUCUUUCUUUCUUUCUUUCUUUCUUUCUUUCUCCUUUAUUUCUUUCUUUCUUUAUUUCUUUCUCUUUUCUUUCUUUCUCCUUUCUUUCUUAUGAACAAUUUCAACAAAAUGUAUUUCACGUCGUCAAACCGUCAUCACUAGUUAACGUGAAGAAGGUUUGGGUGCCCGAGAUCCGAAAAUAUUGCCCAACAACACCAAUUGUCCUCGUUGGAACCCAGGCUGACAUGCGGUACCUGUAUAACACAGAGCUUUAUCGAAACUUGGAGAAAGGACUUUUAUAUAGGCCUAUUGAAGAAAAAGAUAUCAUAUCUCCACAGCAGGGUCGGGAUAUGGCCACUGAAAUUGGUGCUGCCUAUUAUGAAGUAAGCAUACUUACAGAAUUUGGUAUCGAGGAUGUAUUCCAAAAUGCAAUCCGUGCUGCCCUAACAGAUCGACGCAAAGUCAGGUUUUGGGACAGCCAGCUACGUAAACUAAAGCCCCCAAUGAUCCAACCUCCUAUGGAACUGCCACAACCCAGCUACCCCAAGGUGACAGUACCAUCGGCUACUCUCCAUGAUGACCUCAGCUCUCUUCUUCAUAACCAGACCGAGGGGGAUGUUGUCUUCAUUGUGCAUGGUCGCUGUUUUUACGCCCACAAAAUCUGCCUCAUGGUUGCCUGCCCUGUAUUUGAAGAGUUCUUCCUGAUGGAAGUCAAGAGUCCGUCUUGUGAACAAUCAAUGCCAGACUUGCUCCCUGAGAGCAAAGACUCAGAUGACAAAGACAAACUUUUGGACAGUGACCGCCUGAUCACCGAGACACCCCCACUCACAUGCUCAGCUUUUGAGAACGUCAUGACAGAUGAACAGUCAGAAUGUGACAUUGAAAACUUUGUUCCCAGUCAUCCAGCAUUUCACUCAGUUGAGAUAAAAACAACCGGCAGUCUAUUCCAUCCGAAUCAAAAAUCAAAGCAGAUUCUUGUUACAAUGAACCCAGACAUUACUCCCGCCGCCUUUCGGUACAUUCUCGAGUACCUGUACACAGGGGGAGCUAAAGAAAAUUAUGAUAUCUUUGACGAGGUUAAAGCAGCUGCGGAAUUGCUGCAACUUUCUGACCUAAUUUUGAGCAUCCGGAAUUUUCUCUCUCGCGAAGAAUACUUGAACCUGGAGUUGCAGCGUCGAUUUAAGUCUGCCAGAAUGGCACGUUUACGAGAACUAGCCUUAGAAAGAGGAAUAGCUACAGAAUCUUCUCAAUUAUAUGUAAGAAUUUUAUGCUUUGAUGAUGGGAUGGUUCACGCCCACAAACCUCUACUCAUGGCACGAUGUGAAGUAAUGUAUGCUAUGUUUAGUGAUGAUUUCCUUGAAUCAUCAGCCAAAGUGAUCCCAUUUCCAGGAAUCUGCCAGGAUGCAUUCAAAGCCCUCCAGGAGUACCUCUACACAGGUGAGACACCAUGCAUGACAGGAUUGAACUGUAUGAAUUUAAUUGAAGUGGCCAACCGCCUCUGUUUGCCUCGCCUUGUUGCCCUUGCUGAAGAGUUUGUGGUCCAAGAGCUAAGCAAAAUGGAUGAAGCCAAUGCUGACAUUAUGGAAGAAGUUUUUUGCAUUCUGGAAACAGCUCAGCUUCACAAUGCAAUUCAACUUGCAAAAUGGUGCCUACAUUUCCUGUGUGUCCACUUUUUGGAUAUCUUUCCACAGUAUUCCAAGUUUUACAAAAAUCUCAGUCUGGAGAAUCAGGUCUACAUUAAUAGUAAUCGUUGGCCACCACAGUGUCUUGCUCCUCUUUUUUUUUCCAACUCCCCCACUUCAAUUUUCAAUUUCUUUUCCCGUUUCUACUGCAUCACACUCAUUUUCUUUCUUCUUUCUCUUCUCUUUUAUCCCACUUUUCUCUCUUUCCACAUCUUCAAAUCCCCUUGUCCACUUGUAUACUUGAAGGUGAAUAAUUAG